AUGAUGGGUAAGCUGGACGAAGAUCCUUACAUGGAAGUGAUUCCAGAAGAUCAGUUGAAGUUCUGGCAGUUACAGGGAUCUAAGAGGACCCGUGGUAUUCCAUCGUCAAUUCCGCAGGAAAAGAAAGAGCCUCUCAGAAGAAUUCAAAAUAUGGCAUAUCGAAUGGAUGCUUGCUUCAAACGAAUAGGUAUUCGUGUUGGGUUGGGUGGUCUUAUCGGGCUUAUUCCCGCCAUAGGCGAUAUUGUCGUACUGAUUUUAAAUGCAUAUAUUUUCAGUCAGAUAGUCAGAGUGGACAAUUUCCCUUACUCUGUUACUUCCAAGAUGGUGUACAACCUUGUUCUUGACUUUGUUCUUGGAUUAAUCCCUAUUGUGGGUGAUAUUUUCUCCAUCGGCUACCGGGCAAAUACCAGAAACUUUACCUUGGCACGGGACUAUAUGGUUUCCAAGUACUCUGUUAAGCAGCCAUCCACUGGAGUUUCCCAUCAAGUGGAAUUGCAGGCUAACUGA
Molecule: messenger RNA, 507 nt
Organism: Brettanomyces nanus
Lineage: Eukaryota; Fungi; Ascomycota; Pichiomycetes; Pichiales; Pichiaceae
Exons: 2
Coding region: 1-507 (168 amino acids)
Source: RefSeq, a predicted model, not a curated record